AGAAAGAAAAUGAGCUCAGCUUUAGAACAAAUCAAAGGCUAUACCUACGUGGUAGCAGAUACUGGCGAUUUCGAAUCGAUUGGCAAGUAUUCACCUAAAGAUUCAACUACCAAUCCUUCGCUCAUUUUGGCUGCAUGUAAAAUGCCUGAAUACCAACAUUUACUGGAGAAAGCAGUCGAAGAAGCCAAACAACGCGCUGACGAUAUCAACGGCCAAAUUGAAUGGGCUAUGGAUUUAUUAGCGGUUAACUUUGGUGCAGAGAUAUUGAAGUUAAUCCCUGGUCGCGUCUCUACGGAAGUCGAUGCCCGACUUUCUUUCGAUGUCCAAGGUUCGCUUCAACGUGCUCGCCGUCUUAUUCAGUUGUACAACGAUAUUGGAAUUGACAAGGAAAGAAUCUUAAUUAAGCUCAGCUCAACAUGGGAGGGCAUCCAAGCCGGCAAAAUAUUAGAAAGUGAAGACGGUGUCCAUUGUAAUAUGACAUUACUAUUUUCUUUCGCUCAAGCAGUUGCCUGUGCUGAAGCUGGUGUCACCUUAAUCUCACCUUUUGUCGGCAGAAUUUUCGACUGGUAUGUCAAAAAUACUGGCCAGUCUUCUUUUCAACCAUCACAAGAUCCUGGCGUAAAAAGUGUAACACAAAUUUACAAUUACUACAAAAAGUUCGGCUACAAAACGGAAGUCAUGGGUGCAUCAUUUAGGAACACAGAUCAAAUUACUGAAUUAGCUGGUUGUGAUCUCUUGACUAUUAGUCCUGCUCUUUUGGAAAAACUAACCAAUUCUUCUCAAUCGGUGCCGCGCAAAUUGUCGGUCGACAUAGCCAAGCAAUCAUCCGCUGACAAAAUCUCUUUAAAUGAAUCUGAAUUCCGUUGGUUAUUGAAUGAAGAUCAAAUGGCUACUGAAAAAUUAUCGGAAGGUAUCCGUAAAUUUGCUGUUGAUGCGGUCAAAUUGGAAGAUAUCAUUCGUCAAAAGCUAGCCUAGAUUGGCUCGUGUAUCUUGCUCCAGUAAAUUUGUUCAAUGCUACCCUUUAGAACGUUACCAUUCAAAAUGGGUAUCUUAUCCCUUCACUUCUUCAGUCACACCACGUUAUUCCUUUCGUAUUUCUAUAGUUCAUCUAUGUAUGUAGAAUGGAUGAUGAAGGCUUUGUUUUGGAUAGAUCUAACUUAAUUUUACUAAUCUGCCUUCGUACACAAGAAAAGUU
Messenger RNA from Trichoplax adhaerens, 1195 nucleotides. RefSeq lists its product as hypothetical. Gene Ontology annotation, cellular component: cytoplasm; intracellular anatomical structure. The transcript has a single exon. The coding region runs from base 10 to 975 and encodes 321 amino acids. The record is from RefSeq and is a predicted model, not a curated record. Lineage: Eukaryota; Metazoa; Placozoa; Uniplacotomia; Trichoplacea; Trichoplacidae. Gene Ontology annotation, molecular function: transaldolase activity. Gene Ontology annotation, biological process: pentose-phosphate shunt; carbohydrate metabolic process; pentose-phosphate shunt, non-oxidative branch.